This is a messenger RNA of Macrosiphum euphorbiae (potato aphid), 858 nucleotides long. Lineage: Eukaryota; Metazoa; Arthropoda; Insecta; Hemiptera; Aphididae. The record is from the annotation of a GenBank genome assembly.
AUGAACUCUCCGCAAAUGUACGACACGGCGCCGCAGCCGCACGCCCAUCAGGCGCAACACCACCAGAUCAGCCAACAGGAACUGGCGAUGGCCGCCAAGAAAGCGCAGCUCGGGCAGCUCAAAAACAGGUAUGACAUAUCGGAACUGUCUACGCCCGAGAUAUCGCUCGACCUGCAGAAUCUCAUCGACGACAGCCAGUUCAGCGAAGGGCUGUUCACGGAGAUCCUGCAGCAGGGCCAGGUCAAGUUGCCCAACGGCACUGGCGGGGGUGGAGGCCGAAACGGCGUCAAUCAGAACGGUUUCAACUCGCGCACCACUCUCGCGUACAUGCCGCAGCCCGUGCACUACGAGAGCACGCCGGCCUCCACUGGCGGUCCCAUCAAGGAAGAACCGCCGGAGUCCGUCGAGUUCCGGAACCAGCAGCAACAGCAACAGCAGCAGCAACAGCAGCAGCAGCAGUACCUUAGCAACGGCCAGGGGGGCGCGUUCCAGACGUCGCCGGUGUCCAGCAACGGCAGUAGCUCGCAUCUCAAGGCCCAUCACCACAACCACCACCGGAAGUCGAGUUCCGGCAGCAACAAGUCCGUGGACAAGAACACGGACGAGUACAAGAGGAGGCGCGAACGGAACAACAUAGCUGUCCGCAAGAGCCGGGAAAAGGCGAAGAUCCGCAGCCGCGAGACCGAGGAGAAGGUCAAGCUGUUGGUCAAAGAGAACGAGCGGCUGCAGAAAAGGAUAGAGCUGCUCAGCGAGGAACUCAACGUGCUCAGGUCGCUAUUCACCAACGUGGGCGUCCUGCCCGAGCACCUUCACCGGGAGCUCAACAAACAUUUUGAUGCCUAUCCACACUUGCAGUGA